Pipistrellus kuhlii (Kuhl's pipistrelle) is the source of this 1819-nucleotide messenger RNA. RefSeq names its product deoxyribonuclease 1 like 2 (gene DNASE1L2). The transcript is spliced from 7 exons. The record is from RefSeq and is a predicted model, not a curated record. Gene Ontology annotation, molecular function: DNA nuclease activity. NCBI's taxonomy places the organism in Eukaryota, Metazoa, Chordata, Mammalia, Chiroptera, Vespertilionidae. The coding region runs from base 401 to 1549 and encodes 382 amino acids. Gene Ontology annotation, cellular component: nucleus. Gene Ontology annotation, biological process: DNA catabolic process.
CAGCCAUCUGCUGGUGCCCUGCCCACUGGGAUCUGUGACCCCAGCUUCCUGAGGCCCCAGGUGGUGCCCUGGGGCAAGGGACGUAGGCCAGGAGACCAGGAGCUCAAUGUGCGGCAGAAACUGGUGGAUGUGGGGCCGAGAAUGAGGGGCUUUCCUGAUGGGACUGCCUUGGUUUCCCUGAGGGGAUGCAGUCCUGGGAGGGAGAUUCUGGAUGACCUAGUUUCCAAGGGGUGGGGAUAAGAACAGGCCUGGAUUAAGGACCUGGCUGGCCACCUCCCUCAUUGCUCAUGAAGCUCUUGGGGUGUUGGCAGGGGCUUCUGAGUCCUGAUUUUGACAGACUUGGGGGCUGGAGCCUCAGGGUGGAUCCCCUGCUGCCUUCCUGUCUAGGGUUUCUGUGGGAAUGGGAGCCAGGAGUUCUGGCACCAACUUUGUUGAGGGGGCGGGACCCAACACAGCUGGCCCCUCCCUGGACCAGGGCCUCAAAUACCUGAGUGCCCAGGCAUCAGACCUUUUGUCCGACCGAGCCUUGGAGUCUGGUACCACGGACACACUCCCAGCCUGGACCUCAAACCCUUAUUUGGGCCCAAAUCCUGAGCCUCUGGCACUGCCCUAUCCACAUCUCAGCCCCUACCUCGGAGCAAUGGGACGGCCCCGGGCCCUGCUGGCUGCGCUCUGGGCUCUGGGGGCUGCCGGGGCAGCAGCGCUGCGCAUCGGAGCCUUCAACAUCCAAAGCUUCGGUGACAGCAAAGUGCUGGACUCGGACUGUGGCAGCGUCAUCGCACAGAUCUUGGCAGGCUAUGACAUCACGCUCGUGCAGGAGGUGCGAGACCCGGACCUGAGCGCAGUGACCGCGCUCAUGGAGCAGAUCAACAGCGUGUCUAAGUACCAGUACAGCUACGUGAGCAGCGAGCCCCUGGGGCGGGAUCAGUACAAGGAAAUGUACCUGUUCGUUUACAGGGAGGAUGCGGUGUCGGUGGUAGACACGUACCAGUACCCGGACCCGGAGGACGCCUUCAGUCGUGAACCUUUCGUGGUCAAAUUUUCAGCUCCCGGCUCCGGUGAGGCCCCGCCCCCGCCGCAGCCCCGCCCCCUGCAGGCCCCGCCCCGCCUGACACCCGCCUCUCCCACAGCCGCCAAGGAGCUGGUGCUGGUGCCGCUGCACGCCGCGCCGCACCACGCGGUGGCGGAGAUCGAUGCCCUCUACGACGUGUACCUGGACAUCAUCGACAAGUGGGGCAGCGACGACAUGCUGUUUCUGGGCGACUUCAACGCGGACUGCAGCUACGUGAAGGAGCACGACUGGGCGGACAUCCGCCUGCGCAGCAGCGAGGUGUUCAAGUGGCUCAUCCCGGACAGCGCGGACACCACCGUGGGCAACUCGGACUGCGCCUACGACCGCAUCGUGGUCUGUGGUGCCCACCUGCGCAAGAGCCUGAAGCCCCACUCGGCCACGGUGCACAACUUCCAGGAGGCAUUUGGCCUGGACCAGACUCAGGCCCUUGCCAUCAGUGACCACUUUCCUGUGGAGGUGACUCUCAAGUCCCACUGACAGCUCCGAGGACUGGCCAGGGCAUGCUGCCGCAGACUGGCUGAAGAACAGCUCCACGGGACUCCUUUAAGGUGCCCUCAGCAAGGCUGCAGGGCAGGGUGAGCUGGGCCCGGACAGGUGGCCAUUGACAUGUUACUGGGACACUGAGCCUACCUCCUACCUGUAAAUGGCCUACCACUACCUACCUCACAAGGUGUGAGAAGCAACCGGGAGCACUGAGUGUGGCUCUGCUCAAUAAACAAGAGCUCAGCUAGGACCACAAUCAGGUCA